Myripristis murdjan (pinecone soldierfish) is the source of this 1697-nucleotide messenger RNA. It is a transcript of the gene cyp4v2a, whose product is annotated as cytochrome P450, family 4, subfamily V, member 2a. Gene Ontology annotation, molecular function: iron ion binding; heme binding; monooxygenase activity. The transcript has 11 exons. The coding region runs from base 1 to 1551 and encodes 516 amino acids. Lineage: Eukaryota; Metazoa; Chordata; Actinopteri; Holocentriformes; Holocentridae. The record is from RefSeq and is a predicted model, not a curated record.
AUGGCAAUUGUAGCAAGUGUCUAUACAACAAUUUUGCUUGGAAUUAGCCUCUUUAUUGCUAUUCUGACCUACAUCACCUACCGACUGCUUAGUAAACACCUGCACAAAUGGUUUGAAAUGAAGCCUAUUCCAGAGCUUGGAGGAACAUUCCCCAUCAUUGGAAAUGCACUGCAAUUCAAAGCCAAUUCUGGAGAUUUCUUUUGUCAAAUUGUUGGUUACACAAAUGAAUUCCGGGAUAAACCCCUGCUGAAAAUGUGGAUUGGACCAGUCCCAUUUGUGAUUCUGUUCCAUGCUGAAACUAUUGAGACUGUUCUGAACAAUCCAGUUCAUAUGGACAAAUCCUAUGCAUACACGUUCCUCCAACCUUGGCUUGGAACUGGUCUGCUAACAAGCACUGGGCAUAAGUGGCGUCAGCGGAGGAAGAUGCUGACUCCCACCUUUCACUUCUCGAUCCUGACGGAUUUCCUGGAGGUGAUGAAUGAGCAGGCAGAGGUCCUGGUGGAGAAGCUGGAGAAGGAAGCAGGGAAAGGCCCCUUCAACUGUUUCAAUCACAUCACCCUGUGUGCCCUGGACAUCAUCUGUGAAACGGCCAUGGGAAAGAAAAUUUAUGCCCAAAGUAAUUAUGAUUCAGAGUAUGUUCGGAGUGUGUACAAAAUGAGUGACAUUAUCACUCGCAGACAGAGGAUGCCCUGGUUUUGGCCUGACUUUAUGUACUACUGCUUUGGUGAGGGCUGGGAGCACAACAAGAGGCUCAAAAUCCUCCAUUCCUUCACAUCCAAUGUGAUAUAUGAAAGAGCAGAUUACAUUUCCUACAUUGAAUCAGACAGCGAAUCUGACCAGGGCAUGUGGAAGAGACGAGCUUUCCUGGACAUGCUCUUAAAGACGACAGAUGAGGACGGCAACAAGCUGAGCCACCAGGACAUCCAGGAGGAAGUGGACACCUUCAUGUUUAGAGGUCACGACACCACAGCAGCCGCUAUAAACUGGACCAUACAUCUGCUGGGCUCCCACCCUGAGGUUCAGAGGAAAGUUCAACAAGAGCUUCAGGAGAUUUUUGGUACGUCUGAGCGGCCCAUUAACACUGAGGACCUGAAGAAGCUCAAAUACCUGGAGUGUGUAAUCAAAGAAUCCCUGCGACUGUUUCCCUCUGUGCCUUUCUUUGCCCGGAGAAUCUGUGAAGACUGCCACAUCAGUGGGUUCAAGGUGCCCAGAGGUGCCAAUGCCAUCAUAAUACCCUACGCUCUGCACCGUGAUGCACGCUACUUCCCGAACCCCGAGGAGUUCCAGCCAGACCGCUUUCUGCCCGAGAAUUCAGCGGGGAGGCAUCCGUAUGCUUACAUUCCCUUCUCUGCUGGACUCCGCAACUGUAUUGGUCAGCGCUUUGCAAUAAUGGAGGAAAAAGUGAUUUUGGCCUCCAUUCUGCGCUACUUUGACAUUGAAGCUUGUCAGAAACGUGAAGACCUGCGGCCACACGGGGAGCUCAUCCUGCGACCAGAGAAGGGCAUCUGGAUCAAACUGGAACGGAGAAAGACCCAGGCUGCAUCACACUAGUGCCUGCACUCUCUCUGUUGUUCUAAAGCCUCUCACUAUUGUCAAAUUAAAAGAGCAGUGUGCAGGAUUUUAAAUGAGUCAAAGAGAGAAAUGGGAUAUAAUAUUCAUAAACAUGCUUUUCAGUAGUGUAUAAAAAGCAGAAAUGA